GAUACAAUUUUACGAUAAUGAUUCUGUAAUAUUGUCCUCACUUGGUCUUUCGUAACGUGAUGUGGCUGGGCGUUCAAAAUCCUUUGCGAUACCGCUGUAUAAAACCUAGUGGAUUUUCUUACCGGCCCUUCCAUAAUAUCAAUAAUAAAGUCAGAAGGACUUCACCUAUUAUUGGUUAUCGGAGAUUUUUCAGCUCAUUGUCUAGUUCAUCCGUACCUCUUGGUGAUUCGAAUAGUCAGCACUCUCGUCAAACAAAAAAGAAAGUUGAUUUUAGCUGUGAAAAUAUUGAUGCACGUAUUGAGAAAGGUAGUUUAAUUCAGGCUAAAUUAUAUGAAAUAUCACGAGAAAAUUUUCAUGUGAUAAAUCCAUACGAUGGUAAACGUAUUCAAAUUUCUCAUGAAAACUGUAACAAUGCACGUAAUGGAGAUAUUGUUUUGGUUGAAUUAUUGCCUAUUGGAAAAUGGAAAUUAACUGGUAUUGAAAAUUUAGAAUCUCCAGAAAAGGAUAUUUCAGAUAGUGAGAUGGUUAUUUCAGAUGUAAUUCAGUCUACGGAUGAAAGUUCUGUAUUGGAUUCGGCUGUUGGUUCUACUUCACUUGAAGCAGUUGUUGCUAGUGAAUCACCAAUAUUGGCAGACCAAACACCAUCUACAUCCAUAGAAUUUAAAAAAUCUUGGUUCUACUCUAUCAGUUAUGUGAUAGAAAACUCUCAAAAUAUUAGCGAUACUAAAUUAUUGGACGCAAUUAAGAAUUUAGAUCUGUCUUGUAUACCAAGUGCAUUGUGUUCUUUGCCAAAUCCUAAUUUAGUUCGUACAGGUGUAGUUAGAAAAAUUUUGAAAUCAAAUCCAGCUAAUCAGAAAAUUUUGGGUUGUCUUGCUUUUUAUCCAAGUAUUUUAAAUCGUAGUUCUGAAUUUUCACAAAAGCAUGGAGAUUACUCGUGUGUUCUUCUCCCUUCUUCCAGUAAUCAUCCACUAGUUCACAUAGAUCCAUCUACUGUCCCUUCGGAUGCACUAAAAGAUCAUCAACUUGGAUUAAAAAGUAGUUAUGUGUGUCGAAUUACAAAAUGGUUCGAAAACUCAAAAUAUCCUCUUGGGGUAAUUGAACAAAAUUUCGGAAAUUUGAAUGAACUGGAAAAGGCAACUGUAAAUAUUCUUUUAGAACAUGGAAUCACUGACGAUCAAUUCACACCAGAGGAAUUACAAGGUCUGCCGACUAGCCCACAAGAGUUUCAAAUACCCGAAGCAGAAUAUAAAAGAAGGAAAGAUUUCCGUUCUCAUUGUAUUGUCACCAUUGAUCCAAAAGAUGCGAAAGAUUUCGAUGAUGCAUUACAUAUCACUCGAUUGAAAAAUGGCUUAUACGAAGUUGGGAUCCACAUUGCAGAUGUAUCAUACUUUGUUUACCCUAAUAGUCCAUUAGAUAAGAGAGCUGCAGAUAGGACUACUUCCGUUUAUCUGGUUCAGAAAGUCAUACCAAUGUUACCACCUAUCCUCUCACAACAUUUAUGUAGUCUUGUACCUAAUGAAGAUCGAUUGGCUUUUUCAAUUUUAUUAACAGUAAAAGAGAAUGGUGAGAUUAUCAAUGAAUGGUUCGGUCGAAGUGUAAUUCGCUCACGUUGCCGCUUGACAUAUGACGAAGCCUGGAGCAUAAUCCAAACGACACAGUCAAAUCCAACCAUCGAAGAUAAAUCACGUUUAUUAGAAUUUUUGCCUAAGCCUGAAGCUCCUUUCACGUUUGAAGAUCUUCAAAAUUGUCUAUCUUCUCUUCAUCUGAUAGCAACAAAUCUACGUAGUCAUCGAAUUGAAAAUGGCGCUAUAUCUUUCGACAAAUUAGAACUGAAUUUUAGUUUUCCAAAACCACUACCUGUAAUGGAGAAACGCACAAAUGAAUGUUCAACUACACUUUGGCCUCAGGGUUUCUCUGUGAAAGUACGUAAUCCUGCUCAUCAUUUAAUUGAAGAAUGGAUGAUUGUUGCUAAUCAAUCUGUUGCUCGAUUUUUAUUCGGAAACUUUAUUAAACGCCUUAAAGGUGUGCAACCUUUUGAAAUUACUGUUGAUACGGGCAAUAAUAAUCAGAAAUGGUUAGGUGCAACGCUACGAAAUCAUUCGAAACCGGAUAGAAAUAGAUUUAGUCAAUUGGUAAAAAUAGCAAAAUCAAACAACAUUGACUUCGAUUCCUCAAGUUCUCUUUCACUUUCCUGUUCUGUCAAAAACUUGGCUCACAGUAUAGCUGAAAAAAACUCCUAUAACGAAUCGUUUCUCUUAAAUUUGAUGUCUUCUUUGUCAUAUAUGACCUAUAUCCGCCUAUCUGUCGCUCUAUACUUUAAUUUGGAUAGUAUGUAUAACAUACUUAGCAACGUUAUGACGAAGAAAAAUUGUUAGAAAAUAUCUCAUACGAUGAUGAUUUUUUACGACUGCUGUCUUUUGAUCCUAAAUCGAUAUUAAAACGAAAUAAUAGAACUAUGCUAAAUUAUACAUGGCACUAUGGUCUCAGCAUACCAUUGUACACACAUUUCACAUCACCCAUUAGACGAUACGCUGAUUUACUUGCUCAUCGUCAGAUGGCAAGAAUAUUGGAAUGUGAUAAUUCUGUUUAUCCAGAAUUGCAAGUAACUUUUCAAAGCAAUAAUUCAAUACAAAAAGAUAUUAAGAAUUCUGAUGUAGAUUUACUGGUUGCUUGGUGUAAUGAUCGUCGACUAAAGGCUAAACGAGCUGGAGAAGCAAGCCAACGUUUGUUUUUUACAGCUUGUCUUAGAGAUUAUGGCCCGUUUUAUGAAAAUGGUACUGUGAUGGAUUUGUCCGCCAAUAAAAUCAGAAUUUUGAUCGCAUCUUAUGGCUUAACCAUCGAAACAGAAAUCAAAGAGUUUUUGAAAAAUGUCUUCAAGUGGCAACACAAUGCAACGGUCAAGGAAGAUGAUCCAGAUAAAGGACUAUCGAACAACGAUUUAAUUCCAGGAAAAACCAAUACAAUAACUUUUACAUGGGAUAAUACAGAGGAUCAAACUGUACAGAAUUCAAAACAAUCAGAAAUAUCCAUACUUUCGGUUCUACCUUGUCGUGUAUUUUGUCUUCAAAACACACUUAUCCCACUUGUUGAGUUGGUGACUUCGAAUCAUAUCUCUAACCAGAAUGUGUAGUAAAUGAUAUUGUUAUAUUACAAGAACAACUAUGUACAGUGUAUAUUAUUGCUGAGAAAUCAAAAGUCUUUUUUAUUGUGUAUUUGUUU
Messenger RNA from Schistosoma mattheei, 3219 nucleotides. Lineage: Eukaryota; Metazoa; Platyhelminthes; Trematoda; Strigeidida; Schistosomatidae. The record is from the annotation of a GenBank genome assembly.